Molecule: messenger RNA, 5170 nt
Organism: Thamnophis elegans (Western terrestrial garter snake)
Lineage: Eukaryota; Metazoa; Chordata; Lepidosauria; Squamata; Natricidae
Gene: PCDH15
Product: protocadherin related 15
Exons: 36
Coding region: 113-5170 (1685 amino acids)
Biological process (GO): sensory perception of sound; inner ear development; homophilic cell-cell adhesion
Cellular component (GO): stereocilium; plasma membrane
Molecular function (GO): calcium ion binding
Source: RefSeq, a predicted model, not a curated record
AUUAGUAAUGACUAAAGGAGUUCGAGCACACAGCACAACGUGGAGACUAGGGAUUUUGGGGGCUUUCUGAUCUAAUAUGAAAAGCUUUCUCUUGAUUGAAGCGUGACAUAAAAUGCUACAGCGGCCUGGCUUUUCAAAAUGGUUAGCGAUAAGCAUUGCAGUUUCAGUUGCCUUCAUAGAUUGCUUGGCCCAGAAUGAUGAUGACUGCAAGUUGGCCAGGGCAGGACCUCCAGCAACAAUAGUUCCAAUUGAUGAAGAAAGUCGGAAUGGCACAAUUUUGGUAGACAGCAUGUUGAUCAAAGGAACAGCAGCAGGACCUGAUCCCACUAUUGAACUCACAUUAAAGGAUAACACAGACUACUGGGUCAUUUUAGAUCCUAUCAACCAGAGGCUUUAUCUUAACAGCACUGGACGAGUCCUGGACAGAGAUCCACCAAUGUCCAUUCAAUCUAUUGUAGUCCAAGUCCAAUGCAUUAAUCGAAAAGUAGGAACUAUCAUCAACCAUGAAGUUCGGAUCGUGGUGCGGGAUAGAAAUGAUAACUCUCCCCAAUUCCAGCAGGAACAGUACUAUGUCACUGUGAAUGAGUUAACACCAGUUGGAACCACGAUCUUCACCGGAUUCUCUGGAAACAGAGGCGCCACAGAUAUAGAUGAUGGACCCAAUGGCCAGAUAGAGUAUGUCAUCCAAUACAAUCCCAGCGAUCCAACAUCAAAUAGGACUUUUGACAUCCCUCUGACAUUGUCGGGAGCAAUAGUUUUGCGUGAGAGAUUAAAUUAUGAAGAAAAGUCACGUUAUUUUCUCAUUGUCCAAGCAAAUGAUCGAGCUCAAAAUCUUGUGGAACGAAGAACAAGCACGACGACUCUCACUGUUGAUGUCCUUGAUGGGGAUGACCUUGGACCAAUGUUCCUUCCAUGUAUAUUAGUUUUUAACACUCGGGACUGCCGGCCACUCACUUAUCAAGCUAGUUUGCCAGAACUCACUGACCCUGCACGGGUAAACCCAAUCAAUGUUACACCACCAAUACAAGCUAUAGAUCAGGAUCGCAACAUCCAGCCUGCAUCUGAUCGCCCAGGAAUACUCUAUUCCAUCUUAGUUGGGACUCCUGAGGAUUAUUCCCAGUAUUUCAGUAUGAAUGGUACCACUGCUAAACUCCACCUUCUAAAGCCGAUAAACAGGGAUUUUCAUCAGAAAUUUGAUUUGGUUAUUAAGGCUGAACAAGACAAUGGCCAUCCUCUCCCAGCCUUUGCUAAUCUGCAUAUUGAAGUUUUAGAUGAAAACAAUCAGAAACCUUUCUUCACCAAAUCAACAUAUGAAGGCUUUAUUUCAGAGUCUUCCCCUGUCGGUACAACUAUUUCUGAUAACCAGAAUUUGACGUCUCCACUGCAGAUCGUAGCUUUAGAUAAUGAUGUUGAAGAGACAAAGGACCCACUGCUCCACCUGUUUCUAAACGAUUACAAUACGUUUUUCACUGUGACCCAGACUGGAAUAGCCCGCUAUCUCACCUUACUUCAGCCAGUUGACAGAGAAUUUCAGCAGUUAUACACCUUUUUGAUUACAGCUUCCGAUGGGGUACAAGAAAGUUUUCCAGUCACAGUCAAUAUUUUUGUACUUGAUGCAAAUGAUAAUUCUCCAACCUUCUCAAACAUAUCAUAUAAUGUGAAGAUCUAUACAGACAUGAGGCCUGGAGAAAGCGUUAUCAAGCUUACUGCCAUGGAUGCAGAUGAAGGUCCAAAUGGACAGAUUAGAUAUGAAAUCUUGGCUGGUGACCAGGGAGACUUCAUAAUCAAUGAUAAGACAGGCCUUAUCACCAUUGCACCAGGAAUUACACUGGUAGUAGGUCGGUCCUACGCCCUCACAGUCAAAGCAUCUGACAGCGCUCCACUGGCACAGAAAAGGAGUUCCAUCACUACUGUUUACAUCGAGGUGCUUCCUCCUAACAAUCAAAGUCCACCUCGCUUCCCUCAACAGAUGUACAGUCUUGAGCUCAGUGAGGCCAUGCGAAUUGGUGCCAUUUUGCUGAAUUUGCAGGCAAUUGAUCGAGAAGGUGAUCCUAUAAAAUACCUCAUACAAAAUGGAGACCCCCAACAUGUAUUUAAUCUUUCUGAAACAUCCGGGCUGCUAGCCUUAGGAAAGCCUUUAGACCGAGAAAGCACCGAUCGCUACAUUUUGAUUGUUACAGCUUCAGAUGGCCGACCAGAUGGGACUUCAACUGCUACGGUGAAUGUGGUUGUAACAGAUGUAAACGAUAAUGGGCCAGUCUUUGAUCCUUUUCUUCCCAAAAAUUUUACAGUACAAGAAGAAGAAACCAAUGCAUUUGUGGGUCAAGUGAGGGCUACUGACCCAGAUGCUGGAGUAAACGGCCAAGUCCAUUAUAGUUUAGCAAACUUUAAUAAUGUUUUUCGCAUCACAUCCAAUGGUAGCAUUUACACUUCGGUGAAGCUAAACAGAGAGAAAAAAGAUUAUUAUGAACUCGUUGCUGAAGCCACAGAUGGAGCCGUGGAUGCACGUCGUACAACAUUAACUCUGGGAAUCAGAGUCCUGGAUAUUGAUGACAACAGUCCUGUAUUUACAAACGCCUCCUAUACAGUUUCAAUUCCCGAAAACCUGGCUCCGGGCACAGUAUUCCUUCGUUUAGAGGCUAAGGACGUUGACCUCGGUUCCAAUAUUACCUAUGGAAUACGAAGUCAGGGAGCACUCCAGUUUUUUGCAUUGAACAAAUUUACAGGUGAACUGUCACUUCGAAAGUCCUUGGAUUUUGAGUCCUUUUCUGGCACAGAAGCAACAUUCACUUUUUUAGUGGAAGCCUUUGAUGUCGGAGGAGCGAUGCCUCCAGGCCUUGCAACUGUGACUGUGAGAAUAAAGGAUAUGAAUGAUUACUCCCCAGUAUUUAGCAAAACUCUGUACAGGGGCAUGGUUGCGCCAGAUGCGAUCAAGGGCACAGUUAUCACAAUGGUGGAAGCAGAAGAUCAGGACCCACCGGGUACACCAGCAAGUCAUGUACGAUAUAAAGUAGAUGUUGUCCAGUUCCCAUACAGUGCAAGUAUCUUUGAUGUUGAAGAAGAAUCUGGACGCGUAAUAACCAGAGUGAAUCUUAACGAAGAACCCAGUACAUUGUUUAAGCUUGUGGUCAUUGCCUAUGAUGAUGGGGAUCCGGUGAAGUUUAAUACAACUACUGUAGAAAUUUCCGUAUUGCAACCCUCAGUAAUUCCACGGUUUACCCAGGAUGAGUACAGGCCCCCACCUGUGCGGGAAGGCGCCCCCAAAGGAACCCAAGUGGUUGUGGUAACCGCUGCUGCCUUGAACCAAACAAUUGUCUAUUCCAUUGUUUCAGGAAAUGAAGAUGGAGUGUUUGCCAUUAACAAUAGAACAGGAGUUAUCUCCAUUCAAAAAUCUCUGGAUUAUGAAACUGCAAGAAAAUAUUUGCUUCGGGUACAAGCUGAUUCCUUAAUAGUAGUCCGUUCUAAUUUGCCAGUGCCAUCCAAAAGCAAUACUGCAAAGAUAUUCAUUGAGGUUCAGGAUGAAAACGAUCAUGCUCCCAUCUUCACGAAAAAAAUUUAUAUAGGAGGUGUCUCUGAAGACGCUAGAAUGUUUUCUUCCGUGAUCAAAGUGAAGGCUCAUGAUAAAGACACCGGCAACUAUAGUGCCAUGCAGUAUAGACUCAUCAUCCCUCCAAUCAAAGAUGGCAAGGAAGGCUUUGUGAUUGAACCGUACACAGGGCUGAUCAAGACAGCAAUGCUGUUCAAAAACAUGCGGCGAUCCUAUUUCAAGUUUCAGGCCAUCGCGACGGACAAUUAUGGAAAAGGGUUGAGCAACAAAUCCGAUGUACUUGUCUCAGUAGUCAACCAGCUGGAUAUGCAAGUCAUUGUGUCAAAUGUUCCUCCUACUCUUGUAGAACAAAGCAAAGAUCAGCUUAUAGGGAUUUUGGAACGCUAUGUUCAAGACCAGAUACCUGGUGCAAAAGUGGUAGUGGAAUCCAUUGGUGCUCGCAGAUAUGGUGAUGGAUAUUCAGAAGAAGAUUAUUCCAAAUCUGACCUCAUGAUCUAUGCAAUCGAUCCUCAGACAAACCGUGCUAUAAUGAGGAAUGAACUUUUCAAAUUUCUGGAUGGCAAGCUUCUGGAUAUCAAUAAAGAAUUUCAACCAUACCUUGGGCAAGGAGGACGUAUUUUGGAAAUACGAACACCAGAUGUGGUGGCCAAUGUCAAAAAGCAGGCACAAGCUGUGGGCUACACGGAAGGAGCUCUGUUGGCCCUGGCUGUCAUCAUCAUCCUUUGCUGCAUGCCUGCUAUUUUAAUAGUUAUGGUCAGUUACAAACAAUUUAAAGAGAGACAAGCUGAAUGUGCAAAGACAGCUCGCAUCCAGAUGGCCUUACCAGCUGGCAAAUCAGCGCUGCCCCAACCACAACCCCUACUACCCACCAGCCCACCACCACCACCACCUUCUGGAGCUCAUAUAGUGUCUGUACCUGGUUUUUCCACCAGGUACGAAUUGCCUCAAUACGGAAGUCGUCGGCGCCUGUUGUCACCUUCUGGAAUGUAUGAUGAAUAUGGAGAAGUGGUUGUGGAGAGUGACGGCGGAUAUUAUUAUAGUCCACAAGGGACCUCUACAGAAGCAGAGUGGGCCAAAAAGAAAAGGAUCAAGUUGGUUCUGGAUCCUGAAUAUGAGAGCAGCUCCACUGGAGAGGACAGUGCUCCCGAAAGCCAGAGGAAUCGUCUCAGCAACCCCAAUAUUCCAACCAACGGCAACAGCAAUAUCUACAUAGCCCAAAAUGGGUCAGUGAUCAGGACACGUCGAAGUUGCCUUUCGAACAAUUUGAAAGUCGCCUCUCCCGCCAGACUGGGGAAACAGUUCAAGAAGCUCGAUAAGUUGGGAGUAACGCACGAGGAAAACAUCCCACUGAACACAUUUGCCACCGGGGCAACAUCUAACGAUAAACUGAACCCCAGGCCCUGUAGUGUUUCCUUUGCUGCCUCCUCGGCUUUAGACCCUGACAGCAUAGCAACCAAAGCGGUGGGGAGCAGAUUGAAAAGCACAGACCAGCAAGAGUCCAUCGUUGAUAAUGAAGGCGUCAAAGAGACUUUGGACUUGCCGAGCGAUCACGCACAGUCGGAAGACGAGGAACUCUGGAUGGGCCCUUGGAACAACCUUCACAUACCAAUGACAAAACUGUGA